Molecule: messenger RNA, 2363 nt
Organism: Condylura cristata (star-nosed mole)
Lineage: Eukaryota; Metazoa; Chordata; Mammalia; Eulipotyphla; Talpidae
Gene: CCN3
Product: nephroblastoma overexpressed
Exons: 5
Coding region: 111-1154 (347 amino acids)
Biological process (GO): cell adhesion; signal transduction
Cellular component (GO): extracellular region; extracellular matrix
Molecular function (GO): integrin binding; heparin binding
Source: RefSeq, a predicted model, not a curated record
GCUAGGAGCAAGCCUGGAGCGAGGCUGGCAACAGUUGCCAAUCUGAGUAGAGACUCCCGCUUUGCAAAAAAAAAAAAAAAAAAAAAAAGCCGGGAGGAAAACGCCUGAGCAUGCAGAGUAUGAGUCUCUGUCUGCCUAGGCAGUGUCUUUGCCUGGUCUUCCUGCUCCUCCAUCUCCUGGGACAGGUCGCCGGGAGCGGGCAUUGCCCCAUUCCAUGCCUGGAAUCCCCCACCUGCGACCCGGGGGUGAACUUGGUGAGGGACCACUGCUCCUGUCUGGUGUGCUCUCGCCUGCGGGGUGAGAGCUGCUCCGAGACGCAUCCGUGUCAGGAGAGCAGCGGCCUCUUCUGUGACCACAGCGCCGACCCCAGCAACCAAACUGGCAUCUGCAUGGCCAUAGAAGGCGAUAACUGCGUGUUUGCUGGGGUCAUUUACCGAAGUGGGGAGACCUUCCAGCCGAACUGCCAGUUCCAGUGCACCUGUCAAGAUGGGCAGGUGGCCUGUGUGCCCCGCUGUGAGGAGGACGUACUCAUGCCAGGCCCCGAGUGCCCAGCUCCCAGAAAAGUCAAAGUGCCCGGCGAGUGUUGUGAAAAGUGGGUCUGUGACAUGAAUGACACAUUACAGGACUUCCUGACUCUGCCAGCCUACAGGUCAGAAGCCACCGUAGGAGUGGCCGUCUCUGAUUCAAGUGUCAACUGCAUUGAACAGACCACAGAGUGGAGUGCCUGCUCCCGGAGCUGCGGGAUGGGGGUGUCCACGCGGGUCACCAACAAGAACCAGCAGUGUGAGAUGGCCAAGCAGACCCGGCUGUGCAUGGUGCGGCCCUGCGGGCAAGAACAGAGACCACCCCGAGAUAAGAAAGGGAAAAAAUGUCUCCGCACCACGAAGUCACUCAAAGCCAUCCACCUGCACUUCGAGAACUGCACGAGCCUGGACACCUACAAGCCCAGGUUCUGUGGCUUCUGCAGCGACGGCCGCUGUUGCACCCCCCACAACACCAGAACCAUGGACGUAGACUUCCGGUGCACCCCAGGAGAGCUCGUCAGGAAGUCAGUGAUGUUGAUCCGGACCUGCACUUGUCACUCCAAUUGUCCUCAAAACAAUGAAGCCUUCCUCCAGGAGCUAAAGCCAAACACCAGUAAAGGGGGGAUGUAACCUGAACCCCAAGAAACGCAACCACAAAAAGCAAAGGUCACGUCGCAUGACCAUCCUAUGAAUUGUCAAAAUUUGCUGAGAGUUAUUCUUUCACCCCUGAGCUCUAUGUAUUUUCUGUGGUCAUAUGAGGUCAGUUAUAUGAGUCUUUUUUUUUUUUUUUAAAUGAAAGAUACGAUUAACUGUAAACUUGGACUCAGUGUUAGCUCAGGAUUUUCCUUUGGGAUGUUUUAUUUGUCUGGAAGGUUUACUCCAAACUAAGAUGGUUAUGCAUUUUAAAAUACCAGAUAUAAAUUUUACAUUGUACACUGCAUUACAAUGCACUCAUUUUUGUUAUACGUUAGUGAAAUUUCAAGAAAAUGUCACUGGAAGGAAUGACAGAGGGAAAUCCAAGAUUAUGCAAAACAUGUGUCACCAAGCAAAUAUUUUGAGGUUUGACUCGAGGGCUCUCUGCUGAGCUCUCUUUUGAAAUAGCUCAACCCUGAAUUCCAAGUCCAGGGUCUGAGGAAACAGCUCUUCAUCUUCCAGAGACUGUUUUUCUGUUUCAUUGCACAGUAGGAAAAGUACUGUAUCUACAGUGUAGGAUGAUUGUUAACUAAAUGAACUGCUGCCAUAGCAUGCUCCAUUCAGAUAAAUGAACUCCUUUCUUCCAGUAGAAAGAAGCUAACAGAAAACUCCCCCUAACACAGAUGACCGGGCAGACUGGCCUCCUGCAUUGUCUACUUGAGUCCGCUAGGGGGUCCCUCAUUUUUCAGUCAGAAGAAGCAGAGCAUGUCAGCAGAGAACCACUCUUCUUAUUAUAAGGAAACUGAGACACAACAAAGCCCCUGAUGACAACCUUGGAUGACUUUCCAGUGGGUUUGUAGUGGAAUUUUGAGAAAGAAGAACAAAAUUGGUAUGACUGUGGUGACCAGUUACCACCACUUUUAGGGGAGUUUAGAAUGACUGUAGUCAUUUCCAAAACUCACCCUUGGGCCAAAAUUAUGCAAACUCAUCCACAAGAUACAUAUGUACACCUGUAUCUAAUUUGUCAGGCUAAAAGAUAGGGUGCAAAGUUAAAUGUUUACGAUUUUCUCAUGUCACCAUAUGUGUUCAGCUUUUCUCCUUUGAAGUAUUUAUAUGAAUGUAAAUUAUAUAAAAUAUUCUUUUACUUCCUCUACUUGUUAAACAUAACUAAAUAAACACUAUCUUUAUCAAUGUGUGACUUUGUUA